AUGCCUAGGGGGCAGAAAAGCAAGCUCCGUUCCCGGGAGAAGCGCCGCCACAUGCAGAGUGAGAUUCAGAGUGUCCAGGAUGCUCCAGCCACUGCUGCCGCCAUGGCCGAAGAAGGAGAGCCUUUCUCUUCUUCCCCUCCCAGGUCCAGUGCUAAGAGCCAAGAUGGGAAAAGAGCAAGCGCUUCUCAGGCGAGGAUUGCCACUGGUAAUUCAUGUGUUAAUCCUCUAGAUCAGAAGGCGCUUUUGUUGGUGCAAUCUAUGCUGCGCAAAUAUAGCAUGAGAGAGCUGAUAACAAAGGAAGGCAUGCUGAGAUAUGUCACUAGAAAGUACAAGAUGCACUUCCAUGAGAUCUUCCAGAAGGCCUCUGACUUCAUGGGGCUAGUUUUUGGGAUCUUUGUGAAAGAAAUUGACCCAAUUAGGCACCACUAUGCCCUUGUCAGCCAGUUGAGUCAAAUCGGUGAGCCAGAAGUGAAUAGCGAUGAUAUAAUGCUGCACAGUGGGCUCCUGAUGAUUAUCCUGUGCGUUAUCUUCCUGAAAGGCAAUGAGGCUCCCGAGGAAGACAUCUGGGAGGUGCUUAACGUGAUAGGCAUCUUUGCUGGGAAGAGCCACUUCAUCCUUGGUGAACCCAAGCAGCUCAUCACCCAAGAUUUGGUACAGGAAAUGUACCUGGAGUAUAAGCAGGUACCUAACAGUGAUCCUCCGCGCUAUGGGUUCCUGUGGGGCCUAAGAGCACAUACAGAAAUCAGUAAAACGAGAGCUUUCGAGGUUUUCUCCAAGAUUCACAACACAGUGCCCACUGCCUUCCCGGCAUGGUGUGAAAGCGCCUUGGGAGAUGAGGAAGAGAGAACACGAGCCAGAUUUACUGACAUGCUUCCUAUUAGUGUACAAUGUGGAGUUGAUUUCAACAGUUUUUCUGAUAGUAGAAUCUAA
Molecule: messenger RNA, 930 nt
Organism: Ochotona curzoniae (black-lipped pika)
Lineage: Eukaryota; Metazoa; Chordata; Mammalia; Lagomorpha; Ochotonidae
Product: melanoma-associated antigen B10-like
Exons: 3
Coding region: 1-930 (309 amino acids)
Biological process (GO): negative regulation of transcription by RNA polymerase II
Cellular component (GO): nucleus
Source: RefSeq, a predicted model, not a curated record